This is a messenger RNA of Phlebotomus argentipes, 993 nucleotides long. RefSeq lists its product as uncharacterized. Lineage: Eukaryota; Metazoa; Arthropoda; Insecta; Diptera; Psychodidae. Bases 193 to 993 code for a protein of 266 amino acids. The record is from RefSeq and is a predicted model, not a curated record. The transcript has 2 exons.
UCUUCAUCCUAUCUAUGCUUUUGCCGUGGCACUUGAGAGGACGAGCAACUCUGAUUUUACGUUACUUUCUCGGGCAUUUCGAAUUUGUAUCUCAUCCACCCGCCACGGCGGCGCUGUUGGCAUGACAGUCCGGACGCUUGCAAGGUGACGCGCGAUUCGCCCCCCGUGAAAAUUCUUGCGAGGAGCACUUUCAUGGCAUCCGACAAAUAUUCAAGAGACGACCUAGACGAUCUGGGCGCGCAGGAUGAAGGCAAAGGCAGAGGUCGCGCCAGCCGCUUCAGUCGCUCGCAGACGUUCGACUUCAUCCGGGAGUAUCGGCGGCACGAGUGUCUGUGGAAUGUCGGCAUCACGGAGUACAAUGAUAAGGCACUCCGCAGCAUGGCGCUAAGGCAGAUGGCCAAGGAGUUCCGGCUGCCACUGGAGGCCGUGAAGAAGAAGAUUCACGCUCUGCGCUCCACGUACUUGCAGAUGCGCGACCGCGUGAGUAACGUGGAGAACCAGGAGCCUACGCUGUCGUGGUACUACGAGAUGGAGUUCCUGGAUCCCGUGAUCACGCCACGGAAGCCCAUGGAGUUGAAGAGGAUUCGCGCGCGCGGCCCGCGGAAGCGCUCGCGCGAGGAACUCGAGGCAUCGCCAGAGGAGGACGAGCAGCCCGAGAUGGUGCUGAAGAUGGAGGAUCUGGCGUACGACGAGAACGCCGUGUCGGAGCAGGAGGAGGUGUACAUUGAGUAUAUCGAGCAGGGCCGCGAGGAGAGCUGUGAGCACGAGGCGGAGCCAGACACAGUUUACACCAUCCCAGAGACUUCGGAGUCUCCCACGGUAGCGACUGUGGCGUCAACUGCCUCGUCGCAGGACGAAUUCGACGUGUUCGGCCAGAGCGUGGCGGCGCAGCUGAAGACAAUGCCACUGAAGCACGCGAUUCCGCUCAUGGGAAGCAUCCAGGCGCUCAUCUCAGAGUCCCGCAUCAAGUCAAUAACAUCAACGCAUAAAUAG